AAUUGACCGGAGAAUCCCGAUACAUCCUUUCCUCCCACCACAACCACGGUCCUUUCGCGAAACCUUUUUUGUUAUAUUCUAUCCCGCCUUGUCCAGAUGGUUCAGUCUUGUGCGAUUUGUUUGUCUCAAUGCAACAGCCCCGUUUCUACGCCCUGUGGACAUAUAUUCUGCCAAAUAUGCAUCUCCGAGCAUAUUCUCCAGUCCAACGGAUUCCAAUCGUUCUGCCCUACCUGUAGAGAAAAUUUCCCCAUAGGCGCUCCCGAGCUUCAGCAUCCGCCCCGUUCAUUCCACCAAUUUGUCCUUCCCAGCAUACGUCGCGUCUUUCUUGACACGUCUCCGGAUCCAGAGGUCGAAGUUCUUAAGCGACGGCUGAAGAUGGCCGAGGAUCGUCUCGAACAACAGUCUAGAUCCCAUGCACUGACUAUCUCACGACUUACUCGCCAACUGGAGUUUGAGGCCAUGAAGAAGCGCCACGAGAAAGAACGAGCUGCGCUGCUUGAAAAGAUAUACGGCAAAGAGAAGUAUGAAAGUCUUAGAGAUGAUUUCUAUUGCAAACCGUCUUCGUCUUCGCUUUCCUCUGUUACGAAUGGUGUCAAACGUCAACGCUCUGAUAGCUCUGGCGAUCUCGAAGAAGAUAGAAAACCUUCCCCGUCCUCCUUUUCGCUCCCUGUGCUGACGCGAAGCGUGGCCUCCACGAGUAAACCUCGAAUCUCGGUGACGAUGUAUCCCCCGCAUCACUCAGCCAAACCUCUGACUCUUGAACACCUGGAUAAACUUAUUCGGGAGGCUCGCCAAGCCCUCAAAAGCCUUUCCCAACCUUCGACGCACUUCUAUCGGAUCGAAUGUAAUAACGAAGAGCCUGUCGAAUUACGGUUUGGUCCCUGGACGAACUUGCGUCGGUUCGAAUCAUUUUUACAUGCUCUUUUCUUGACUUGGUGUUGGAUUGUUUCGCUCUUUCUUGUUACUUUCUUUUGUUGGACUGUGGAUUUGUACAAUGAAAUGUAAUGUAUGACAAUGGAAAUCAUACGGCAACGAGUAAUGGCAUCUAUCUGGAGAUGGG
Desarmillaria tabescens is the source of this 1060-nucleotide messenger RNA. RefSeq lists its product as uncharacterized. Lineage: Eukaryota; Fungi; Basidiomycota; Agaricomycetes; Agaricales; Physalacriaceae. The annotation marks the transcript as partial. The transcript has 6 exons. The record is from RefSeq and is a predicted model, not a curated record.